AGACUAGUUCAUGACCAGGUUUUAAAAGCCAACCAUCCCCAUUUGUGUGGCCAGUCAUUAAAAUGAACUGCGAUAACGUCAUGAACCCAGAGCCACAUAGGAGUCUCUCUGAAAAAGAACUGCACAUCAGAUGAAACGUCACAAUUAAAAGAGAACUUCUUGGGGCUUCGCUCUCGAUACCGUCUCAUUGUGAGACAGAGCUACAUGCGUUGAAGACCAAUGCCAAUGAAGGGAAAGAGGAGAGUUGAGAUCGCUGCGCUGCUGUUGCUGUGCGCUCUUUGUGACGGAGACGAGUUGCAGCCUCAGCGAGACGCACCUCGAGCGCUAUGUAUCACCACCAGCCUGACUGGGGUGUUGUGUACUCUGUCUGAAGCCCAUCUGAAUGGUUCUGGUCCUACCAGACUAGAGGUCCCUGCUGGGCAGAGCCUCCAUAUCACCAUGCAGAGCCUCCCAGGAGACCCUGUCUGCAGCUGGAGCCGUGGACCUGACCCAAUAAGAGGGGGCUAUUCUAUGGCCAUACCACAGACGUCUGUGCGUGAUUCUGGAGAGUACUCCUUCGGCUGUGUGAAUUGUGGCAUCAUCUCCUCCCUGACGCUCUCUCUACUGGUUGGACCUCCUCUGAGACGUCCGUCAAAGCCACAUCUGAAAUACAUCCCUGGGAGAAGAGGCUUUUUACCUAACUUCCAGUGUUCUUCAGAGGGAAAUCCCAAGCCAAAAAUUGAAUGGUUCAAUAACCUUGACAAGACUGGACAACGUAGUCAUGGGAACGAGACAUCUAAGGACUCCGAGAGGUCCAACAACACAGAGGGAAGUAAACCAUACUACAAGACAACAGUUAUGUGCUGUGCUAGUAACCCCAAAGGAGAAGAGUGUUCUCAGCUCUAUGACUAUGACUUGGACCGCAGCCGAAGUGUGGAUGAUGAUAAUGAAGCUCCAGAGAUCACUCUGAGCCCGGGUCAGCCCCUGCUGCUCCGCUGUAGGGAGAGAGAGAACAGCACCACACAUUGGCUGACUGAUAAUCAGGAACAGGUGGCCGUAUAUAAACUAUCCUAUAAAGGAAUAGAUAUGACCUACCUGUUCUUUGAGUCGGUGAGAGUGAACCACAGUGGUAUCUACACCUGCCGGAGCAACAAGAACAAGAUCAAGUCCACCCACAUCCGGGUCCUGGAGAAGGGCUUUAUUUCCAUCGACCAGCUGAAUGAGAGCAGUACCAUCUCAGCCCAGGAGAUGCCAGGGUUCUGUCUGCGGGCCCUGGUCUCCUCACACCCUCUCCUACGCUGCUAUUGGCUGGGCCCGGGUGGUGUACAGACCCAGUGCCCUGAACCCACAAGGCUGUGGAAGAACAGGUAG
This is a messenger RNA of Salvelinus sp. IW2-2015, 1350 nucleotides long. The record is from RefSeq and is a predicted model, not a curated record. NCBI's taxonomy places the organism in Eukaryota, Metazoa, Chordata, Actinopteri, Salmoniformes, Salmonidae.